Messenger RNA from Otolemur garnettii (small-eared galago), 3477 nucleotides. RefSeq names its product pleckstrin homology and RhoGEF domain containing G4 (gene PLEKHG4). Bases 16 to 3477 code for a protein of 1153 amino acids. The transcript is spliced from 18 exons. The record is from RefSeq and is a predicted model, not a curated record. Gene Ontology annotation, molecular function: guanyl-nucleotide exchange factor activity. Lineage: Eukaryota; Metazoa; Chordata; Mammalia; Primates; Galagidae.
CCUUAGGAGGGGGUGAUGGAAGGGCCCCUCAAGGAUGGAGAUGAGUUCCCAGACUCCCGGGGCCAUGCCACUGACUGGAGGUUCGCAGUGUGCAGUUUCAGGCAUGCCUGGGAGGAGGAGGAACCUACUCCCCAGAUGCAGGUCAAGGACCCCAAACCUCUGAGACCACCAGCAGGGGCAGCCCAGGGUGAUGGGAUACAGAGCAGCUCCUUGUCCAGGGAGCUUCAAUUACCCCCAGUACAGAUGGCUUCAGAUGGGUCCGGGGAUGCUCAGAAGAUCACAUUAGAAGGCUCCUCAGUCCUGUCUGAGGAGUUGGUCCCCACUGGAGUGGAGAGCCUCCUAUGUUCCAUGUCCUCCCACCUUAGCCUGGCACAGGGUGAAAAUGACAACCCAGGGAUAGGCUUGGUAGGGGACCCAGAUCCAAACAGGGUAAUUCCAGCCAGCUUGGGCCAUGGGAGGUUGGACAGUGACCCUGUGGACCUUGAAGACACUUUAUCAGAGACAUCAUCAACACUGAUGGAGCCAGACUCCAGCAGAUCCAACCUUCCUAAGCCUGCUGACUGCCUCCUGGCCCAGGACCUCACCUGGGAGCUGCUGGCCAGUGGUAUGGCUGCCUUGCCAGGGACUCGGGAUAUAGAAGGCCGAGCAGUGCUGCUUCUAUGUGCUCACAGCCCAGCCUGGCUUCACCCCAAGUGCAGCAGCCAUGAACUCAUCCGUCUCCUGCUCUACCUGCGAAACAUCCCCCGUCUGGAAGCUCUACUGCAGAGCUGCCAAGAGGUUUGUGCCCUGCUCCAGGGGGCCAUAGAGAGUAUGAAGGCUGUGCCCCAGCCCACAGAGUCUGGGGAAGUUGGUCGACUGCUACGGCAGGCACGGGUCUUGAUGCAGCAGGUGCUAGACUCGCCACGGCUAGCAUGGCUACAAUGCCAGGGGGGCACGGAGCUAGAGUGGCUGAAGCAGGAGGUUCCAGAGGUGACCCUGAGUCCAGACUACAGGCCAGCAGUGGACAAGGCUGGUGAGCUGUAUGGCCGUGUGGACAGACUGCUGCACCACCUGACCCUGCAGGGCAACCAGCGAGUACAGGCCCUAGAGUUGGUCCAGACGUUGGAGGCCCAGGAGGGCAGGCUGCACCAGAUUGAAGUGUGGCUACAACAGGUGGGAUGGCCAGCAUUGGAGGAGCCAGCGGAGCCCUCACUGGACAUGCUCCUACAGGCCCAAGGCCCUUUUUGGGAGCUGGACCAGGUUGCCCAGGAGCAGGUCAGUCAAGGGGAGAAGUUUCUACAGCCACUGGCUGGCUGGGAGGCAGCUGACCUGGGCCCCCAAGGAGCACGCUUUCUGGAUCUGCAAGCCCAGUUGACUGAAUUCUCUAGGGCUUUGGCCCAGCGGCGCCAGCGGCUGGCAGAUGCUGAGAGGCUGUUUCAGUUCUUUAAACAGGCCUCAACAUGGGCUGAGGAAGGGCAGCGGGUCUUGGCAGAGCUGGAGCAGGAGCGUCCAGGGGCUGUGCUGCAGCAGCUGCAGCUGCACUGGACCAGGCACCCUGACUUGCCUCCUGCCCACUUCCGAAAGAUGUGGGCUCUGGCCACAGGGCUGGGCUCAGAGGGCAUCCGCCAGGAAUGCCGGUGGGCCUGGGCACAGUGCCAGGACACCUGGCUGGCCCUGGACCAGAAGCUGGAGGCUGCCCUGAAGCCACCACCGGUGGGUAGCACAGCUAGCCUGUGUGUCAGCCGGAUCUCCAGUGUACCUGCUCCCCCACCCCUGAGGAAGGCCUACAGCUUUGAUCGGAAUCUGGGGAAGAGUCUCAGCAAACCCACCCAUCACUACCACCAUGCGGCCAUUGUCACUCCCUGCCACGGUCCAGAGGCUACAGGAGAUGCCCAGCCCCAGCCAUCCCCUUGUGUGCUUCCACCAGGCAGCUCUGACCCCAAGAGUCCCAGCAGGCUACAGCUGGUGCUGGCAGAAAUGGUGACCACAGAGCGGGAGUAUGUUCGGGCCCUUGACUACACUAUAGACAACUAUUUCCCUGAGCUGGAUCGCCCUGAUGUGCCCCAGGGCCUCCGUGGCCAACGCGCCCACCUCUUUGGCAACCUGGAGAAACUGCGUGAUUUCCACUGCCAUUUCUUCCUGCGUGAGCUGGAGGCUUGCACCCGGCACCCACCCCGAGUAGCCUAUGCCUUCCUGCGCCAUAGGGUGCAGUUUGGAAUGUAUGCGCUCUACAGCAAGAACAAACCUCGUUCUGAUGCCCUGAUGUCCAGCUACGGUCAUGCUUUCUUCAAGGACAAGCAGCAAGCACUGGGGGACCACCUGGACCUGGCCUCCUACCUGCUGAAGCCCAUCCAACGCAUGAGCAAGUAUGCGCUGCUGCUGCAGGAGCUGGCACGGGCCUGUGGGGGUUCCAUGCAGGAGCUGAGUGCCCUACGCGCAGCUCAGAGCCUUGUGCACUUCCAGCUGCGACAUGGCAACGACCUGUUAGCCAUGGAUGCCAUCCAGGGUUGUGACGUCAACCUCAAGGAACAGGGGCAGCUGGUACGACAGGAUGAGUUCAUGGUGCGCACUGGGCGCCGUAAGUCCCUACGCCGUGUCUUCCUCUUUGAGGAUCUGCUGCUUUUCAGCAAGCCCCGCCGUGGGCCUGCAGGAGUUGAUACAUUUGCCUACAAGCGAUCCUUCAAGAUGGCGGACCUUGGUCUCACUGAGUGCUGCGGAGAUAGCAAUCUGCGCUUUGAGAUCUGGUUCCGCCGUCGCAAGGCCAGGGACACCUUUGUGCUACAGGCCUCCAGCUUGGCCACCAAGCAGGCCUGGACAACUGACAUCUCCCGCCUGCUCUGGAGGCAGGCUGUCCACAACAAGGAGGUCCGCAUGGCUGAGAUGGUAUCCAUGGGCGUGGGGAACAAGGCCUUUCAGGACAUUGCCCCCAGUGAGGAAGCUAUCAAUGACCGCACCAUCAACUACAUCCUAAAGUGCCGAGAAGUUCGCUCUCGGGCCUCCAUUGCUGUGGCUCCGUUUGACUGUGACAGCUCCUACCUGGGCGUCUCAAGCAGCACCCUUCCUGGAGACCCUGCCUCUUGCUCUGUUCUGGGGUCCCUCAACUUACACCUGUACAGAGACCCAGCUCUUCUGGAUCUCCGCUGGCCCCUGUAUCCCCCCAACUUUCCAGAGGAAGCAGAGCUGGAGGCUGAGGUGGAACUGGGCAGCCAGCCCUCUCUGACUCCUGAGGACUCAGAGGUCCUGUCCCAAUGCCCGUCAGCCAGUGGCUCCAGUGGCUCUGACAGUAGCUGUGUGUCAGGGCAGGCCCUGGGCAGGGGCUUUGAGGAUUUGUCCUAUGUAAGUAUCAUCUUGCCCUGUACCCACCAGCCCUUCCUCAGUCCAAGCUGGGCCUAUGACUACCUUUCCUUUAGGCAGAGGUCUGAGCCCAGGCUCGAAGACAAGCAGUGCAUCCAGCAUCCUGUAGCUCCAAGGAAUAUCACCUCUCUGGAUCUGCUGUGA